Messenger RNA from Ceraceosorus guamensis, 1689 nucleotides. Its product is annotated as alpha/beta-hydrolase. Gene Ontology annotation, biological process: lipid metabolic process. The record is from RefSeq and is a predicted model, not a curated record. Lineage: Eukaryota; Fungi; Basidiomycota; Exobasidiomycetes; Ceraceosorales; Ceraceosoraceae. The transcript has 3 exons. The coding region runs from base 338 to 1465 and encodes 375 amino acids.
CGGCAAGCGAGUGCGCCCACCCCUUACCUUUCUUGAUCGGACCCCAUGAGGCGCUUCGAGAUCAAAGCGCGGAAGUCAAGGAGGAGCGUGUUCGAGCGAGUGCGCUAAGGGGCCGCACCUUGCAGCACGCCUUUUGAAGACCUCAUGGUCACACUCAGAAUGAUGAGAAUGUGCAGAUCCUCUCGCUCACUGAAAAGUACAACACGGCACCACCACCUUCCCCUACACACUACUCCGGAUACCCAGACAACUCCCCGCCACCUGUCCCUCCUUUUGCCCCUCUCCGCUCCUUUCUCACUCCCUUGCUCUGUCAUCGCAUCUCACCUCCCGUCUAGCCAUGAGGUUGAAGACCGUGUCCAGUGUGACCUUCGCGCUGACCUGCCUCUUUGGCGCAUCGAGCGCUCUGCCCGCGGACCCGACCCUUGACGUUCGAGCUGCGCCCCAAGCUGGCCUUCCACAAGAUGUUCCAGACACAAAGACGGCAUUCGACGAGGUGUCCGAUCCCAUCCCCUUCGACAAGCAGAAGCUUUUCUCCACUGAGCCGCCUCGACCGAUCGGUCAAGCACUAAGACAACGUCUGACGUUCGGUGCCAAUUUGGCCGCUACCGUCUACUGCGCCCGCGUCCAAAACCAGCGAGAGUUCAACUGCGGAGCGCCUUGCGAGCAGAGCGACCCAGAUGGGCAGGUCUUGUUCGUACAGGGCGAUGGUUACAGCGAUCCGCACCAGAGCGUGAAUUGGCUACCUAACGAGAAGGCCGUCUCGGUAGUCGUGCAGGGUGCCAACCUGGAGGAUCUCCGUGGAAUCUUCAAUGUGCUGGCAUUCGUCCCGCUGCCUCCCGCAAACCCCAUCAGAAACACGCUGUACACGUUCGGAAGCAACGCAACGAAUCCGAUCGCCUCGAUCAUCUCGAUCUUGCAGAACGACAUUUCGACGGUGCACGGCGGAUUCCUGGCCACCUGGGCGCGUUCUUACGACAAGACCUUAGCAGCGACCAAGACUGCGCUGGGAGCCCACCCCGAGGCGAUCAAGAUCAUCAUCGCCGGCCACUCGUUGGGAAGCGCAAUCGGGCUCUUGACCCUGCUCGCCUUUUUAAGCGACAUCGGUACCGAUCUGCCCUACGAGUAUCUUGGCUACGGCUCUCCACGUGUCUUCAGUCCUCUGGGAGCCGACUUGGUCGACAAUGUCGUGUCCAACCCAUCGGCUGGAACCACUUAUCACCACGUUCACCACAACAAUGAUCCUGUGCCCCACUUGGGACCGAUUGCGCUGAACUUCCUUCACGCUCAAAACGAAGUCUUCCUCCCCGACACGGACAGUCCCACCGCGCUGUUCUGCCCAGGCGUGGAGAAUAUCAAUUGCAGCCUUGGCCGUACCAACUUCACCGUCAAUGACCACGCCGGUCCAUAUUUCGGUCGAAUUAUCGGCAGGGACGGCGUGGACUGCGCUGGAGGUGGUGGCGUCUAAAUCGCCUGUCAAUAGUUCCCAUGUACUCCGCAAUCUCCCUCGACCCUCCCCACGCGAAACGCAGAUCUCUUGCAUGGCACACUGAGACUUUGCCAUCCUUGCACUUUCAUGAUGAGAUGAAAUUUCGUGUUAUCGGUGAUUCGUCGGCCAUCUCACGCAAUUGCCGGUCGGGCUUGAGUGUCUGCCCACAGUGCACCGAACCUGGCCAAAAGAAUCGUUGUCGA